This is a messenger RNA of Doryrhamphus excisus (bluestripe pipefish), 1219 nucleotides long. The record is from RefSeq and is a predicted model, not a curated record. NCBI's taxonomy places the organism in Eukaryota, Metazoa, Chordata, Actinopteri, Syngnathiformes, Syngnathidae.
ACUGCGGAGCAGCUGGUGGGCUGCUGCUGUGCUGCAACGAUCCUGCUACUGGUCUUACUGGCAUCCCUGCUGACUAUCUUUAUCUCUUGGUCUUGCUUUUUAUUGGGACGCCGGGGGGGGGGAAUAAAUAGCCCCCGCACUGUCGGGAGGCAAAUGAAUGCAAAAGACUGGAGGGGGAUUUCCCCGGGCCGCCUUCAGACCAAUGGAUACGCGCUCAAGUUCUAACCCGGCCACCUUGUUCCCACACGUUUCCCGCUACAGCAUCAAGGUCAACUUCUAAGGAUCUUUGGAAAGUCGGCAUGUUUGAGUCUGGAAGGAUGUGCUCCGUGGUCUUGCUUCAUCAGUGGAGUCUGGCUGUGUUCCUGCUGUGUUCCCCGGCGACGCCGUACGGGAGUCCGCUUGAUGCCCUCGCCAGCCGAAUGAGGCGGUCAGUGAGCCACGCCCAGCUGAUGCACGACAAAGGUCGCACCAUGCAGGAGUUCAAACGCCGACUGUGGCUGCAGGAGCUGCUGGACGAGGUGCACACAGCCGACGAGCGGGCGCCGCCCGUGCAAAACAGGGGCCCGAACUUCAGCGGGAACGACUUCCACCUCCAGAAACCCCCGGACGCCACCAAGAACCUCCCCGACGGUCUAAGGCCGGACCAGGAGGGCCCCAACCUCCCGCAGGAGACCAACAAGGCGCUGGCCUACAAGGACCAACCGCUGAAGGUCGCGACCAAGAGGAAAAAAAAGGUCCGGCUGGGUCGGCGUCGGGAGGGGGACAAGAAGCGGAGGCGGGCCCGCUCGGUCUGAGACACUGACCCCAACCGGGGCUCCUUUUGGGCCUUUUGCUUACGUUUUAGAUUUGGCAAACGCCGAAAGCCACCAGCUCCUCUUAGCGCCGUAUUUAUUUGGACGACCUUCACAACCAUGACCUUGAACAAGCCGUCAUAAUUUAUUUCCUGUUUGAAAGUCAAUAUUUAUUUUGUGAAUGUGUUGUGGUGCUGCUGACUCGAUCCCAUAAUGCACUUUACUUCCUUCCACGGACAUGGAGGUUCUUUUGUGGUCGCCGUUUGGUCUCCAUGGUCCUGCUUGCUUUGGCCCGCCAAAGAUCUCCCACCAUGUCACGUAAUUUAUUGGAUGCCUCAUCCAACCCAUCCACCCAUCCACCCCCAUCACGGCAUAUAGUUUAUAUUUUUAUAUAGAACGUAGUCCAAGUCGGGGACUCUGGCGGUCAU